This is a messenger RNA of Carassius auratus (goldfish), 2588 nucleotides long. It is a transcript of the gene frs2a, whose product is annotated as fibroblast growth factor receptor substrate 2a. The transcript is spliced from 7 exons. Gene Ontology annotation, biological process: fibroblast growth factor receptor signaling pathway. The record is from RefSeq and is a predicted model, not a curated record. Bases 495 to 1952 code for a protein of 485 amino acids. NCBI's taxonomy places the organism in Eukaryota, Metazoa, Chordata, Actinopteri, Cypriniformes, Cyprinidae. Gene Ontology annotation, cellular component: cytoplasm; cell-cell junction. Gene Ontology annotation, molecular function: transmembrane receptor protein tyrosine kinase adaptor activity; fibroblast growth factor receptor binding.
CUCUCUCUGUUUCUCUCUCUCUCUCGGGCCUGAGGAGAGUGAGAGCGGAGCUGCGCGAGCUUACACUGAUUCUUCUCGAGCGCCUUGACUUUCUUCUGCUGCUCCUACAAAAUACCAAGUUUAUCCCCAUAGAAAGCGCUGCGAAAACUGCUCAGACUUCACAAUCAGCGUUGGAAUAUCAUUUCAAAGCGUUUUCCCAGCUUUCCGCCCGGUUUCUGGACUGCGAGACAUGGAUAGAUGGAAAAGUUUGGCUGUUUUUGGUGUCUGAGGGAGUUCGAGAGCGAUGAGUCCCGCGAAGAGAUUUCACACAUCUGACUGGAAAAACACUCAUUUACUGCGCUCAUCUGCACAAUUAACCACUUAUUAAACUCAGCCAGUGGAGAUAUGACUAUAGAAGUGGCUCUCUGUCCCGCUGGAGGUGUGAUGUGGAUCUGUGACGCCGGUGUGUGUCCAGAGGAGCAGAUGUAGGGGUCCGAUGGUGUGUUAAAGGCACCAUGGGGAGCUGCUGUAGCUGUCCCGAUAAAGAGAUCAUCCCUGACAACCAUCACAACAAAUUCAAGGUGAUAAACGUGGAUGAUGACGGUAAUGAGCUGGGCUCGGGUGUGAUGGAGUUGACGGAGGAAGAGCUGAUUCUGCACACGCGCAAACGAGACGCCGUGAAGUGGCCUUACCUCUGCCUGCGGCGAUAUGGCUACGACUCCAACCUCUUCUCCUUCGAGAGCGGCCGGCGCUGCCAAACCGGGCAAGGGAUAUUUGCGUUCAAGUGCGCGCGGGCAGAGGAGAUCUUUAACAUGCUGCAGGACAUCAUGCACAACAACAGCAUCAGUGUGGUGGAGGAGCCGGUGCUGGAGCCCGAGCUUCCAGUGACGCCUCACACUCCCACCACUCCUGGUUACUCGGUCCCGACGGUAGCCAAUGGGAUCGGCCGCUACCCAUCAUUCGGCGACGCCUCCUCGCGGCCGUCCAGCCGUCACCCUUCGGUGGGCAGCACCCGUUUACCCUCAGUAGGGGAGGAGUCCACACACCCACUGCUGCUCAACGACGAGACGGUGCACACUUAUGUCAACACGACGGGUCUACAAGAGGAGCGGAGCUCUCGGGUCGGUGGCCACGCCCCUCUAGAGCUCCGGACGUCCAAUCCAGAGAGCGCAGCCCCAGCAUCGCCCAAUGAGCUGGAGCCACACGUGCUUCUAGAGCUGGAGGCUGUGAAGUUUGUUUUAGGCCCCACGCCUGUCCAGAGACAGAUGCUGCUCAAGGAGAGACCGCAAGAGCCGGGCGAGCAGGACACCGUAGCGGUGGGCCCGAGCACUAACGCCGCUUCUCCUGCAAAAACUGUAAACGGCGGCACAGACUGCGACACAGGCUACGACAGCGACGAGCGCAAGGAGACGCCGCAUGAGACUCAUAACGGAGGAUCUGGAGCGAGACGCAACAGACCUCCCGUUCCACUCCCGGACGCCCACAACGCUAACAACUCAGCCCAGCGGCGGACCGCGCUGCUCAACUACGAGAACCUGCCGGCGCUGCCGCCCGUCUGGGAGACCCGCAAACCCAACAGCGAGGCCGAGGACAUGGAGGAACUCAAAUCUCCAUCUCUGAACGGCUUCCACUCGCUCGAUCACAACUACGUGAACACGGAGAAUGUCACGGUGCCGCUCAGCGCACACAAACUCCACAGCACUCAGCCCACCGUAUUCAACUUCGACCUCCGCAGGCUCGGCCAGCUCAACUACAUCGAGGUGGAGAUGGACAAAGUGUCAGACUCCAGCGGGCCGCACACCCCCAAAACGCCCUCCACGCCCCUGCCGCCCACCCCCACGCGCCGGACGGAGCUGUACGCCGUCAUCGACAUCGAGCGCACCGCAGCCAUGUCCAGUCUGCAGAAAGCCCAGCCGCGGGACGAUGGCACAUCCAGGAAAACACGACACAACAGUACCGACCUGCCCAUGUGACCCGAGCAGCCAGAACACAGUGUCUCUCUCCAAAACACGUCUUGGUCACAUUUCACUACUGAAUAUAGACACAUACAUCAUUAUAUUCCAAAUGAAGCCUGUUUUAUACAUGCAAACCAAAGCUGCAUUUAUUUGAACAAAAAUAGAGGGAAAAUUUUGAAAUAACAUUAAAAUUUUGAGUAAGUGUGAAGAUCUGUUCAAAUGUAAUUUAUUGCGGUGAAUUUUCAGCAUCAUUCCUCCAGUCUUCAGGGUCACAUGAUCUUCAGAAAUCAUGAAAAUAUACUGAUGUGCUGCACGGUUAUUAUCAGUGUGUUUUUGCUGCUUAAUAUCUUUGUGGAAACUGUAAAACAUUUUGUUUAUCACAAUUCUAUAAUGAAUAGAAAGUUCAAAAGAACAGCAUUUAUUUGAAAUCUAAUUAUUUAGCUAACAUUAUAAAAAAGUGCAAGUUAUGCAUCAUUGCUAAGUAAAUGCAUUAUUACUAUUAUUAGUACUAUAUAUUUGUUUACCCACUACAAACUUAGUGGAAGUAUGUCAGUUUCCACAAAAAUAUUGAGCAGCACAACACGUUUUUCAACACUGUUAAUAAAGCAGCAAAUCAGUAUAUUAAAAUGAUUUCUGAAGAUCAUGUGACACUGA